Messenger RNA from Bemisia tabaci, 9087 nucleotides. RefSeq names its product Suppressor of deltex (gene Su(dx)). NCBI's taxonomy places the organism in Eukaryota, Metazoa, Arthropoda, Insecta, Hemiptera, Aleyrodidae. Gene Ontology annotation, cellular component: cytoplasm. The record is from RefSeq and is a predicted model, not a curated record. Gene Ontology annotation, molecular function: ubiquitin protein ligase activity; protein binding. Gene Ontology annotation, biological process: protein ubiquitination; proteasome-mediated ubiquitin-dependent protein catabolic process.
CGUUUAGCGGGUUGCAUACGUUUCCCGGUUAUCUCCCAUACAUUUAGUACAGUGACAUGCAUUUAAUACUUUUUUCCUUAAUUUAAAAUGUGAUUCUGCCGAACAAAUUUGUUUCUUUCGAUAAAACUUGCCAAAAUAUUCAACUGUAAAUUCCACGCCUAGAAUAAAUUCACUUUCUCAUGUAAAAAAAUCAACUUUUAUAAGUCCUCCCCUAUACGAUCCCGUGUGUUUUCGGGAGUUACGAACAUUUAACCUCAAACCCAUGGCCAGGUAUUGGGAGAUGGUAUUGGGUGUACACGGGUGUACUUACUGUUGUAAGUUAUUGUAAGUUGUUGUAAAUUGAGUCAAGUGAGUCAAGUGCCUAUCGACUUUUGUCAACAUUAUCACGUCACGAGAUCUGUCGAAGUAUUAUUUUUCCGGCCUCACACCUAAAAUUCCUGUUUUCGGCUAGUAUCGAACGAAUUGUGCUAUUUGUUGUAAUCACUUGUUGUAUGUAGCCAGAUCAGAGCUCUUUCUUUCACCUGUAUUGAAGUGCAUUUCCAUUCCAUCCCCCAGCUUCAUUCAAGGCUGUUUCCAAAUAUUGAAUUUGCGCUCAUGACAUGAUAUAUCUUAUCAGUGGAGAGAUGUUCAAAUCAUUUUCCUGAAGCUCCAAGUCUAUUCAAUUAUCACAUGAAGACACAUCGCAAAUUUGUAGCGCUACACUUAGAUGGAAAAAUAUGAGCUGAAAAGUUGGAUGGAUCGAAAAUGGGAGAAAACUUCGUUGCACUCAGUUUUUUACCUAUCUCCAUUGGACAGAAUGAAAUCUGGUCAUUCCCCUAAGUUGGCCUUAAAAUCCUAGCCUCUUAUCAAAUUACACCAUGGCUGCUGAUCGUCCUGAAAAUGAUGAGGCUGCUUAUCAUCAACUGUCAGUCACAGUUGAAUGCGCUCAUCUGAGGUGUUCAGGAGGAUUCUUAAAACCGAACCCUUAUGUGGAGAUUAAUGUUGAUGACAACAAGAAUGUCAGAAGAUCAGAGGUUGUCAAGUGCACCUAUCAGCCAAAGUGGAAUGAAGAAUUUACUGUCCUAGUGACACCUCACUCCAAUGUACGGUUGCGACUGUACGAUCAUAAUUCUUUCCGAAAGGAUCACAUAGUAGGUGAGCGAUAUCUCUUUAUCCAUGACCUACUGGUUCAUUACAAUGGAAAUUGCUCUGGACUUGAAUUGACGAUUGACAUGAUGAACGAUGCCAGGAACGCAAGUGCUUACAGUAAAAUUGGAGAACUGAUCAUAUUUAUCAAAAAUCUGGUCGUUGAUAUGUCAUCAGUCAGACCACCCACUACUUUGCAUCCAUUGCAAAUUGCAAGUGCUGAUGCUCAUUAUAAUCCAUUUUAUGGCAUAAGAGCUCGAAUGAGGGGAGAUAGACUUGAAGGAAUACAGUCUCCACCUUCUGCUAUAAUGCAAAACUCAAGUGGUGCUCUCAACUGUGCUCAGCACGCUGCUGCUCAACAUUCCAGCGAAACGACCAAUGCAGUUAAUCAUGCAGCCAACCACGCUGUAAACAGUGCAAUCAGCCAUGCUGUUAAUCAUGUGACAAAUCAUACAUCAAAUUACCCUGCAAACCAUACAUCGAAUCAUGCUGGAAACUACGGCUCAAAUCAUGUAACCAACCAUCAAGCCUCAAACACAGUCGCAGGAAAUAGCUCAGAAACCGGAAACCAUAGUACAGAAGGAACCUCUGCAAAUCAAUCACAUGCCAAUCAUACUAAUGCAGAGUGCUGUCCGAGCAAUGCUCCUAAUGCAGCAUCAUCUGUGCCCUUCACAUAUCCACAGUACAAUAUCUGUUACGACACUGGGAAUAGUACAGAGGGCGUUCCUCGGUCACAUCAUUUAGUUAAUAGUGAGGUGCCGUGUGCCAUGAUAAUGUCUCCUGACCCAUCGCCGUCCCGCCAUGCUCACCCAAUUGUGUACAGCUGUAGCACUUCAAUUAACUCGAAUGCACCAGUUGCUAUGAAUAGUCUUGCGAUCACAACUUCAACGACGGUGAAUACUCAGGUGACUGCUUCAGGGGCUCAAGCACGUCCGUCUCGGAAUCAACCAGUAACACCUGAUACCUCAGCGUCUGGACGAGGAACACCAGCUGGUAGCAAUGGUCCACGAGCCCAGUCAAGUCAAGUGUACGUGCCUCCACCAGCAGCUGGUGCUGAACCUUUGAUUGAUGAAACCUUGCCACCUGGGUGGGAAAUGCGUUACGAUGUCUAUGGCCGUCGUUAUUAUGUAGACCACAAUACUAAGUCCACAUCAUGGGAGAAACCUCAACCGGUGCCUAGUGGAUGGGAAGUACGACGUGAUCCUCGUGGGAGAAUAUACUAUGUUGACCAUAACACACGCACAACAACCUGGCAGAGACCCAAUACAGAAAGCAUUCAACGAUUCCAGCAAUGGCAGGGAGAGCGUCAGCAUGUAAUGGUCCAGGGCAGUCAACGGUUUCUGUAUCCACAGCAUACAAUGGGAGCAGCUUCAUCUUCAGUUUCAGUCGAAGAAGAUGAUGCACUUGGUCCAUUGCCAUCAGGUUGGGAGAAACGCAUGCAACCAGAUGGCAGAAUUUACUUUGUUAAUCACAAAAACAGGACUACACAGUGGGAAGACCCUCGCACUCAAGGGCAAGAGCUUCAACUAGGCGGAGAUGAAACUCCUCUACCUCCAGGAUGGGAGGUACGCCACACAGAAGAAGGGGUUCGAUACUUUGUUGAUCACAAUACGCGUACAACAACCUUCCAGGAUCCCAGACCAGGAGCACCCAAGGGUCCGAAAGGUGUGUAUGGUGUCCCUCGAGCUUACGAGCGAUCGUUCCGUUGGAAGCUCAGUCAAUUUAGAUAUCUCUGCCAAAGCAAUGGCCUACCAAGUCACAUCAAAAUCACAGUCACACGACAGACUUUGUUUGAAGACUCAUAUCAUCAAAUUAUGCGAUUGCCUGCGUAUGAGCUCAGAAGACGUCUUUACAUCAUCUUCAGGGGCGAAGAGGGAUUGGACUAUGGGGGCGUAUCAAGAGAAUGGUUUUUCCUGUUAUCACAUGAAGUGCUGAAUCCUAUGUAUUGUCUAUUUGAGUAUGCCAAUAAGAGUAAUUACAGUCUGCAAAUCAAUCCUGCCUCCUAUGUCAAUCCUGAUCAUUUACUAUACUUCAAAUUUAUUGGUCGAUUCAUUGCCAUGGCACUUUACCAUGGACGUUUCAUCUACUCUGGCUUCACUAUGCCAUUCUACAAGAGAAUGCUGCAUAAGAAAUUAAGUAUGAAAGAUAUUGAAUCAAUUGACCCUGAAUUUUAUAACUCAUUGGUCUGGGUUCGUGACAAUAACAUUGAUGACUGUGGUCUUGAACUGUACUUCAGUGUGGACUUCGAAAUCCUCGGUCAAGUAAUUCAUCACGAGCUCAAAGAAGGUGGGGAUAAAAUAAAAGUUGAAGAGACAAACAAAGAAGAAUAUAUGAAGCUAAUGACUGAAUGGAGAAUGACUCGCGGGAUUGAGGACCAGACCAAGUCAUUUCUAGACGGGUUCAACGAGGUUGUCCCACUCGAAUGGCUUAAGUACUUUGACGAGCGUGAGCUAGAGCUAAUGCUGUGCGGCAUGCAAGAGAUUGAUGUCGAUGACUGGCAGAGACAUACAAUUUAUAGACACUACACUCGUUCCAGUAAACAAGUACAAUGGUUCUGGCAGUUUGUACGUCAAGCUGACAAUGAGAAAAGAGCAAGAUUGUUGCAGUUUGUUACUGGCACUUGUCGUGUUCCUGUUGGAGGUUUUGCGGAACUAAUGGGUAGCAAUGGCCCUCAACGUUUCUGCAUUGAAAAAGUUGGGAAAGAUACUUGGUUACCGCGCUCUCAUACAUGCUUUAACCGUCUAGAUCUUCCUCCUUACAAAAGCUACGAUCAAAUGGUGGAGAAGCUCAACUAUGCUAUUGAAGAAACUGAAGGUUUUGGCCAGGAGUAGAUUAUAGAAGGAAAUUCUCCUGCAAUGAUUGUGCAAAAUAUUUCGAUACUGAAUGUAUCAAGAAUCACAAUAUCCUACCGAGUUUUCGCAUUUUGUAGUUUUGGAUACUUGGCAGUUCUCAUCAAAGCUCCAGUUUCCCGAAGUCAUUCCAUUUUAGAGUGUUGAUUCUAUGAUAUUUUACUGCUCUCACUAAAGCUGCAAUCUACAACUCCCCAUUGCUUUGUGAUUGCAAAGAGCAGGGUGCCUUUGGAAGUAGAAAUAAGUAGAUAAUUUAAUUUUACUAAUAAAGCUGAGAGGUUAUAGAAUUGAUAAAAAUUAUAAUUACUACAGUCGGUGCUCACUUUUCUAUUUGUAAUCAACUUUCUUCUGAUGCAAGAAUUAAUCCACCGAAAAUUGUGAACGGAAUUGAAAGAAGGUGAUACACGGCACUAAAGUACAUUAAUCAAUGUUAAUUUUCUUCGGGAAUUAAUUAUUACUAGGUCCUGCAUUAAAUCACUGAAUUAAGUAAAGAAAAAACUGGACUUGGAUAUGCUCUUUCAACAAAUGAAAGAAAGCACUAACAGCAGUAGUCAUAAUAUUUAUUUUUUCUAGUCAAAGUUAUUUGGAUAGUUACAAAGCUGUUGCUUAGAACGCAUUUUACGCUCUUCUUUUCUGUUUAGGUCAAAGCUUUAGUAACUAAUACCACCGCUUUCUUUCUGAACUAAAAUUUAUUUUAAAUCAGAUGCUCACAUUAUUUUUGAUGAAAUAUAAAUGUCUAUAUAUUUUUAAACUAAGAUAUAAAUAACCCUCCCUCCCUGUCCGGGUAUAUCAUAUGAUUCAAUCAAUAAUAUUUAUCAUUCAAAACCAGUUCAUUUCAAAAGAACAGCAAUAAUUACACUCAGUAAUAAGAAUGAGUGUAAAGAGUCCGCUAUGCAAGUGAAAGAGACCAAUACUUACUUUUUAAUGUCAUUGGAUCAAUGAUGGCCAUUAGGUCUAUAGCCUCUGAUGUUUACUAAUUCUGUAGUAGACACCUGGCAAAUUAUCUACCAAGUUUUUAACUUCUCUCAAGAGCUGAAAAAAUGAAUUGAUCGUGCUUCGCAAAUCAGAAUCUUUAAUUGGCGUGGAAACAAUUUAAACCCUUAAAUGUAUGUAGUGCUGCGUGCCUUUCUUCUUUUGUCUUUGUUUAUUGGUUUAUUUCUUUGUUAUGGCUUAUUAGGUGUCAAUAGUCCAAAAGUGGUGACUAGUGCUUGUUGUUAUUCAAUCAACUCGGUCCAUUUUUAAAAAUACAGACUAUUAUUGGCUCACUGAGAAAGUCAAUCCCUGUGCGCUAACUCAAUGGACAAAACGUGUUAUCUAACCCCACUCACCACUUUUCAAGGCAAGAAAUAAAGGCAUCAAGUAAUAUGUUCCUUCUGACGCAAAUUUGUGAGUUUGUGUUCUGAGCCCUCAACCAUUCGUUGUAUGUUUCUGCACACAGUCAAAAUUUCUUUUCUUUCUGUUUCUUCAAUAAGUAGGCAAUAUGUAGUUAGACUCAGGCACCUUAAAAUAUGCAACGUUAGCUUCAUGUUUGUAUUUUUUCAAUCCCACCCCUUCUCAGCUAAAUCACUCAGAGCUACAUAUAAAAUGAAAAUGCUGGAUUUUUGAUUAAUUUUUAGUGCUGAGUCUGUUAAUGAUCUGAGUUUUCCCCUCUACCCACCAAUUUUCCAGAAAAUCAGGAUAUUCCUCUAAAAAUAGGGUUUUCUGAGGGGAAUUGGUGUAUGUGUACAAGAUAAAGUCAACAGUCUUUUUCAGAUUCUGGAGCUAAAAAUACACCGAAAGCAUGUAUUGCAUGCCUUAACAAUUUUAAAGUUGUGUCUGAUGAAGUUUUUCCGCUCUUAUGACAUGAUUUUCCCAUGUACCCCUUCGUAAAACUUAUCUUUUGGUUUUUGUCUGACAGAUUGGGAAUAUUAUUUCUUUUAGCUGCUUCCAUUUAAUUUUUGGUGCUGAAUGCGAUAUUCUCAGUUUUUUCUCAUUAGCCGCCAAUUUCCUUGCAAAUCGAAUUUUCCAAAAACAUGCAUUUUUUGGCAUGUAAAAUCUUAAUUUUUUAAAAUUAGAUCAUCCGGGAAAUUGGUAGGUGAUGGAAAAUAACUGAUGUCAUCUCCGAAUUUAGCAGCAAAAAUUAAGCGGGAGUGUUUCCAUUAGACACAUUGAUCAAAUAAUUUUCAUGUAUUUUUAGACAAAAACGUAGGGGCUAAGUUUUUACAUGUUAGUGUAUGGGCGGAAUAUGCCAAGUGUCCGGAGAAUCUUGGCUCUCAGACACAGCAGGGAAAUUGUUCAGGCAUGUGUUAUGUGUCUACCUUUGUAUUUGAAGCUGCAGAAUCCAGAAAUAACCCUUGUUCUUCUCUAUCAUGUACCAAGUUUCUAGAAAAGUGGUAGGUGUGGAGAGGAAACUGAGAUAAUUUUUAGAUUCUUUUUCAGUGCGAAAAAUUACAUAGGAAUCAACUAUCAAAUCCUUAGUGUUUUAAAACGCAAAAAAUAUUGUUGCAGGCUUGUGUUAUAUUUCAUGUGAGCUGUACUACUGAAAAAUGUUGGCUUAGUAUUAAAUCGGUGCAAAUCCUCAAUUAGUCAAGAUGAUGUCACGAAUGAUUUCUAGAACAGAUUCAUUCUUUAGUAGUGAUGAAAAAUUUUUGUUAUGUUAUUUUUCAAAAUUUGAUGAAAAAAUAUGUAUUCUCCUCGCUUGAUGCUAUUGCUGAGUUCAAGGAACAGUAUGAUGUUGCUUCUUCAAUUUUAGGUUCCUCGUUAUUUUAGAUAUUGAUGAUUUUAGAUUGCUUGAAGGUAGUUUUGAUUUGAGCAAACUGGACCAGAAUAAUAUUUUCAGCUGAUGGAUCACAAGAUCACCUUCAUCCAUUAAUAUUAUAAGAUGGUUACCCAUUAAACUCGAUAACAACCACCCAGCAACUAAUCAAUAUGGACAUAAAUAAACUGUGUCCCAAACGAUUGAGCUUUUGCUCCAAUUUGUUCUUGUUCCUCCAACCUAGAAUCAACUGGACAACAUUUUGCAAUUAGUAGCUAUAAUUUCUUGCUCUGUUCAGAAACAGUGUUUGUACUAUUAGUUUCCCUAGGCAUAUAAGCGUUUUUACAGAUGAGCCAGAAAUUUUAGUUCCAAAUUGCCAAAUGUGGUCCAACUGUUCUACCAUUCUGCUGUGUCGAGUAAAAACGCUGUAUGUGCAUCUGGAUGUUGCCACAUUUUCCCUGAUAAGUAUUUUUGAGAGAAGUUAUGAAUACUUGGACGUAUUUAUGCUAAAAGGAACUAUGUUGCAUGCAAACCUUAUGCACACAGUUCCUUUCGGCAUAAAUACAUCCACUUUUACUUGAAAUUUUAGAUUAAACUGAGAACUUUCCCUUUCAAUUCGUAUUUUAUACCAGGAUAUUUGGCAACGUCUGAAGGCUCAUUUAGCGUUUUUGGCAGAUUGGCUUCCUUGGUUUCUAUGAAGCCCUACUAACUUAUUAAGCAGAAAAUACUUGGUGAAUCCAGCACAGCAGGUUUAAAAGUUAAUUGAUGAUUUUGAUUAAUGAGCAUGUGGUUAGGAUAUGAAUGUCAGCAUUAUACAUGAUAACUUAUUUUCUCUCAAAAUUACACUCCGAAAACUGUGCGAAGUAUGGAAAAUUCCCAAAUCAUCUAUGUGUAUCGUAUCAGGUCGUAAGGCUUCAUGGUAAAAUGAAGAAAAAUGUCAAGGAAUUAUGUAUGAAAAAGUUUUGAAGUAUUGAAGCGUACUUGUUCUUUGUACUUGAGGGUCAGGUGGACAAUAUUUUACCUCAGGCUAUGUUUCGAUUUGCGGAUGUGGAAGCGAAAUUCCAUGUUUCAUUAGGGUUAGGUAAAACUUGGACGUUGCUAUCUGUACAAAUCGCAGUUUCAGGAGAAAAGCCCUAAUACUUUCUGCAUCUCAGCACCAACCUUGUAAAGACUCUGAUUGUAAAAUUGUAAAAAACCGAGACUGGACUGUUCAUUUAUUAUGUCAAAUGAAGCUAUAUUGUUGAAAAUUCCUCAAAACCUUGUUGAAAAAUAAGUAAUGUAAAUUUUAAGCCGAGGAAACUGCACUGUUCUCAUUUAAAACGAAAAUGUAUCUAAAUUUUCCAUUGGUAAAACAUGAGACUCAGACUUUUAUGCAAGAAGUCGGUUUUCUAAAUACUUCAGUCCAUUCUUAAAUCUAUUCUUUUGUAAUUAUUGAAAAAUGCCCAUGACUUCAGUUUGAAAUUGAAACAUAUCAACAUUUCUAUUCGCGUCUUAUUUUUUUACCGGAUUACUGUCCAACUUAAAUGCUUGAAGGUCUAAGAGAAAAUAGUAUCGUAUGGAAGAAGUUCAAGAUGAAAGUUAAUUUGUUUCCUCAAGCAAGGAUAAAAUAUCAAGGGUAGAUAUUUUGCAAAUUUGCAUAGCCUGAUCUGUAUUUUUGAACUGAGGCCAACGAUUUGAUUGGAAGGCACUUAUUCAUAAUGAAGCUUUAGAGAAAAGCUCCAGCAUCCGAGUGUAUUUUCAUUUUACGAGGAUCUGUAUCCAUGGAGUGGUCCAUUUUGGCAUGAGGAAAGUUGCCUCGUCUCUAUUUUAACAUUGCAUCAGACAGUGUUUUAGACUGCUAGCCAAAAAAAGAUAACCUCUUGAUGAGGUGUAUCCAUAGAUAGCAAACUUAACUGCAAUUUUAGUCCCUUGAAAAUUAAGCGAAUAUGAAGCUUCCUGAAAUAAUAUUGUGGAUCGCCCAUAGAGGUCUCCUAUGUGGAGGUCAAUUCCGUGCGUCACAUUAUUUGCGCUGUGCAAUAAAGAAAGAAAUCGUGGGAAGUUUGUACGUUUGUAAGUCCUCUUUCUAAAAAAUAAACUGCCAAAACAGAUAUCCACUGUCAUGCCUUAAAUGAUUCGACACGUUUUAGUCUCAGGUGUCAACUUCAAGGGGCACUGCCGUUCGUUUUUCCUAAUUACUAGAAGUGGACCAUUCUACCGUAAGUACCAUAACGUGGUGUCUUGCAGAAUGCUGCGUUUUCCUUCUCUUCAUCAUGUGUAUCCUGUAUAUGUAUGUGUAUCCUGUAAAUAAUUUCAUUUGUUAUGAGAAUGGACUCUCAGUAAUAUUUGUUUGUGAACUUGGUGGAUUUUAAAUAAAGUUACAACUGUUAUAUUUAAAAUAAA